This is a messenger RNA of Oncorhynchus nerka (sockeye salmon), 3071 nucleotides long. Its product is annotated as cell adhesion molecule 4-like. The record is from RefSeq and is a predicted model, not a curated record. Gene Ontology annotation, molecular function: vascular endothelial growth factor receptor 2 binding. The transcript has 9 exons. Bases 1262 to 2545 code for a protein of 427 amino acids. Gene Ontology annotation, biological process: regulation of Rac protein signal transduction; negative regulation of peptidyl-tyrosine phosphorylation; regulation of wound healing. Gene Ontology annotation, cellular component: cell-cell contact zone. Lineage: Eukaryota; Metazoa; Chordata; Actinopteri; Salmoniformes; Salmonidae.
GGGUAGUGGUAGCAUUGACAGUGCCAGGGCACACUGUGGGUAGUGGUAGUAUUGACUGGCUAAUUGCAGACAGAAGGCAGAGGACUUUGUAGCAAUCUGGGGAUGACACCACUGUUCUCCUCAAUCAGACAGUGUUCAGCGAGGUGUGUGCUGCAGUCCGGUCACCCUCAGUAAGUUAUACGCUCUCCGGGCCGGGCCCUCGCCGCUGCUGCAUUAGGAGCCGCCAAUCAGAACCAACAACCAACUCCACACGGACCGCAGCAGCUGAACUGAGCUCACUGACGGAGCGGGCAGUGAACACGAGACUCAACACAGGGACUGAACAUAGUGACUGGAAGCAGCCGUGUGCAGCAGAGAGAGACAUUGUGAUCCUGUAUAAACAUACAGAGGGAGGACAUACAUACACGUUACAUCUCUACAGUGGGACGGAUAGAGAGAGAGAGAGAUGUAGCCUAUAGAGUAAUGCUAUACGUUUGAUCCUGUAUAAACAUACAGAGGGUUGACAUACAUACACGUUACAUCUCUACAGUGGGAUGGAUAGAGAGAGAGAGAUGUAGCCUAUAGAGUAAUGCUAUACGUGUGAUCCUGUAGGGUGUUUAUAUCACACAGGGAGACUGUAGUCAUUUGUAAAGCAGUUACCAUCACAGUUGGAGACGGUGAUGUGUGAUAGUGAACCGUGGGAGACAAUUUAGCUGAUGACGUGUUUGUGUUGUCAAAAGUAUCAUGUGUGGGGAUGAAGCCCCGAGUUGAGAGAUAUGGGUACAGAAACAGUAUAAUGACUUGUUUCAGAUGGUUUACUCCGAUGUGUCUGUCUGGCUGAUGUAGAGUAAAGAUAUUGGUUUGUUUGGUGUUGGGAUUCUGGUCUGUGCUUUGCCAUUUGAGUGGUUCUAGCCUGUUGGUUUGUAUCAUUGCUUUGCUCCAUUGAUUUGAUGUUUAGUUAUGUAGUCCUACACAGCAGAGCAGCUCGGUUGGCAGACAGUCAUUUGGCUAAUUGUGUGCUGAUAGUUAGUAGCAACGUUGUCAGACAUUCUAGAUCGACGCUGUGGUGAUGUUAGAUCGGUGGUGUUUUAUCAAAAGACUGCAGCUCUGAAGAAUCGUGCGUGUUAUGUACUGGUAAAACCCCGGCUUUGUUGUGUGUCACUGCAGCCCUAGUUGUGCUCUGCUGUGCUCUGCUCUGCUGUGCUCUGCUGGUGUUACGACGGCAGUGUUCCUGUGUCACAGAGGAAGCAUUGAUCAGACAGCUACUGAGGCUCAAUACACAAUGAGGCCUGGCCCGAGAUCUCUCCUCCUCCCCACCCCCUUCUCCCUCUCCCUGCGUGCCCUGCUCCUGCUCUGCCUUGCGCCGUGUUGCCAGGCGGUGCAGGCUGAGAAUGUGACAGUGUUGGAGGGAGGCACGGCCCAGAUCUCCUGUCGUCUGCAGAACUAUGACGGCUCCAUUGUGGUUAUCCAGAACCCUCGCAGACAGACCCUCUUCUUCAACGGCACACGAGCGUUGAAGGACGACCGUUUCCAGAUGGUUCUCUUCACACCCCGCCUGGUGCGCAUCACCCUCACCAACGUGAGCGUGUCGGAUGAGGGCGGCUACUUCUGCCAGCUCUACACCGACGACACCCACCACCAAGUGGCCACGCUAUCCGUGUCCGUCCCUCCCGACACCCCCACGGUGGAGGUGAGGCAGGAGGCCAUGGAGGGGGGCGAGGUGGAGCUCACCUGCCUGUCGCCGCGCAGCAAGCCCCCCGCCACGCUGCGCUGGAUCAGGGACCGCCGGGAGAUACCAGGUGUGGUGUCCCAGCAGGAAAAUGGGAAGACAGUGAGUGUGUCCAGCACCAUCCGUCUCCCUGUGGAGAGAAAAGACAACGGGGCAGCGGUCAGCUGUGAGGCAUCCCACCCCGCCCUGGGGGGGCAGAAGAGGGUCCGCCACUACCGCCUCGACGUCUACUUUGCCCCCACAGUGAGGAUCAUUCCUCCCCCUGGCAUCCUCCGAGAGGGAGACUCUCUCAGCCUCACCUGUUCCAUCACUGGCAACCCGCUGCCUAGGGAUGUCCAGUGGACUAGGAUUAAUGACACCUUACCUGAGAGGGCGGAGAUCUCUGGCCCCACCCUCCAAGUGGCCCGUCUCAGCCAAUCACACAACGGGACCUACCUGUGUCAGGCGCAGAACAACUACGGCCGUGCAGCUGACCACUACACGCUGCUGGUGUACGAGAAUGUGUCUGUCACUACCAUGGUCCUUCCCACCUCCCAUCACGCCACCUCCCACCCAACCACGCUCCUCCUAACCCCCAGCUACGCACCGGACCCCCGAGACCCAGGUGCAGUGAUUGAGACCCACAGUGCAGUACCGUACGCUGUGAUAGGGGGCGUCCUGGCUCUGCUGGUCUUCACCAUCAUCUGUGUUCUCAUCAUCACCAUCUGGUGCUCUGUCCGACAGAAAGGUUCAUAUCUUACCCAUGAGGCCAGUGGGUUGGACGAGCACGGGGAGGUCCAGGAGGCUUUCCUCAAUGGGAAUGAUGCCAGUCAGGGCAAGAAGGAGUACCUACUGUAGCCUCCAUCCCCAAAACCCACAGCCCUCCCCCAACACGCCAUGACGGGUGGCCUUCUGAAUCGACUGUAAUACUACUGCACACAGACCACAUUACAGACCACAACAUAAACCACAACACAGACCACAACAGAGGCCGAAAGAGAGAUCCGUCCAGCCCUUACAUUACAACUGUGCCAUACUGUAGGUGUACUGGAGGAAGGAGCGAGGGAGGAUGGCAGAGAUAGGGGAAAGUGAUAAUAGGGUCAUUAUUUUGAUAGAGAGAAGAGAUAACAAGAAAGAAAGCCUCAGCACUUUCCUUCCCUGUGGUAAUUGGAGAGGGAGGGAGAAAGAGAGAGGAAAGAGAGAGAAAAAAUGUGGUGGGGUCGGUAUGGUUUCCAGAAGCUAUUGAGUUUGAAUGUUAAAUUUGAUUACUUGAAAUUGCCAAAGCACAUCAGCCAACAGAGAGCAACUCAUCUAUAAUUAUUUGACAACAUUGCAGAGUGUUACCCUGAAAGUCUCAUAAAGUAUAUCUGAACUGUUCAGUCAA